This is a messenger RNA of Saccostrea cuccullata (small rock oyster), 642 nucleotides long. RefSeq lists its product as uncharacterized. The record is from RefSeq and is a predicted model, not a curated record. The transcript is spliced from 6 exons. Lineage: Eukaryota; Metazoa; Mollusca; Bivalvia; Ostreida; Ostreidae. The coding region runs from base 1 to 642 and encodes 213 amino acids.
AUGAGUACGGAAGUCAAAUGUAACAGGGAUUCCUGUCCAGUAUCAAGACAAACUAUGAAAAUUGUUUCAAACUGUCCAACCAGUGAAUCAGAAUGGAACGAAGCCUCUCAAAGAAAGAACUGUUCAGCUUUUGCCAGCCAAUGUAGUAAACCUGACAAAUUCGUGUACCAUUGUGUGAUUAACCCAUUUGUCGAUCAACUACUGGAAGUUUGUGCCUAUGAAAAAGUCAUUGUAUUUGGUUAUUGCACGGAGUACAGCAAGAGUGGCAACAUAAUUCAGGAGAACUAUCGCACAAAUUGUUCUAACUUUACCCAGAAUCCCUGUCCAACUAGGUACCAUUCAAAGGAGGCAUACAAAUACCCCGGUUGCUAUAAUCUGACAAAAAUACCAAUGGUGCAAAAUUCAUUUCCAAUAUCCUAUGAGCAAUCAUCGGUAUACAUGCGAACUGAACAUGUAACCAAGGUGCUAGAGCCUUACACAGAGCAAUCUGAUGAGCAUAUGGAAGAUAACAAUCGCGGUGGCAAAAGUGUAAUUGGAGUCAUUGCUGUCAUUGCUGUCAUUGCUAUAGGCAAGCGUGAGUUCUAUGUUUUCCGAGGAGAAAAGUAUCCCAAAUAUGAUGAAAUAUACAUCAGAAUUGAAUAA